Messenger RNA from Protopolystoma xenopodis, 492 nucleotides. NCBI's taxonomy places the organism in Eukaryota, Metazoa, Platyhelminthes, Monogenea, Polystomatidea, Polystomatidae. The record is from the annotation of a GenBank genome assembly.
AUGAUGACUGGUUUAGCAGUUCUCGUACAGGCUAGAAUGCAGUCUCCUAGGUCUCAUCAGGACAUCCCCGGGUCAAAGUGCCCACCGAAAUCCGAUGGAACUGGCGGCUUCGAGAUGGCGUUGAGGCGCCCUCUGGGCCGGAAUUCACAGACGAGCAGAUCGCAUUCAAUAGUAACCGACUGGUAUAGACUUAGCAUCAGCCUCUCCGCGGCGUUGGGUCGGCUUGCUCGCAUUGCCCUCGUCAGCAUCAAACCCGAUUUGAUGAAGCCUCCGUCCUUCACCCGUCAGCUUUACGGCAGACUAUGCAUGCUCGUUUGGGUGCAUUACCGGAUUGGUGAAACGUCAAAGGAGGCAAGAGGGUCAGCACUUGUCGCGCGGCUUUCUGAGCGGCACGAAAAAGAAGAUGAGACGAAGAGAAUAGAGACAAAUUGCAGUGGGACUCUUGCUGCUCAGGCUUGGAGUGACGCCUUGCAGAGCUUACAGCAAACCUAA